Molecule: messenger RNA, 411 nt
Organism: Cyphellophora attinorum
Lineage: Eukaryota; Fungi; Ascomycota; Eurotiomycetes; Chaetothyriales; Cyphellophoraceae
Exons: 2
Coding region: 1-411 (136 amino acids)
Source: RefSeq, a predicted model, not a curated record
AUGCAGCUCCCCAUCCUCAACCUCCUCUGCCUCCUCGCCCUCGGCCUAGGCUCCUCAGCUACAUUCACGGCGACAAUCAUCCGGCCAGACGUGACGGACCUGGUCUCGGCGCUGCCUAUCCUCAGCCAUCCCGACCCGCACGACUACCCAACCCUCGGAGCGCCACUGGACGAUGCCGCGAUCGCGUCGAUCUCAGCGCAGGAUAAGUCCUUCGACAAGGAGAUCAGCUCGGUCAUGAGUGUUGCGAGCGCGAGUCUGCCGUGUAAGGCGGUGACGGAUGUCAGUGGGAGCCCGGUUACUAUCUGUGCGCCGACGCAGGCUAUGGCGACGAUGCAGGAUGGUGCGGCUAGGAAAGCAGUAGGAGGCGCAGUCGUGGUUGCUGCUUUGGGAUCGCUUUUGCUGCAAUUGUGA